Messenger RNA from Hypoxylon fragiforme, 1422 nucleotides. Its product is annotated as aspartic endopeptidase. The transcript has 3 exons. Gene Ontology annotation, molecular function: aspartic-type endopeptidase activity. Gene Ontology annotation, biological process: proteolysis. NCBI's taxonomy places the organism in Eukaryota, Fungi, Ascomycota, Sordariomycetes, Xylariales, Hypoxylaceae. Bases 1 to 1422 code for a protein of 473 amino acids. The record is from RefSeq and is a predicted model, not a curated record.
AUGAGCGCCCUGUUUGCCGCCCAGAACAAAAUCAAGCAAGAGCUUGGCCUCUCCAAGGUCAAAGUCAUACGCAAUCAAAACUACAUAUCCCAUGGUACCAAGUCCUAUGUCUACCUAUUAAGCCGUUUCGGCUUCGAACCUACGAAGCCAGGCCCCUAUUUCCAUACCGAGAAGGUCAGACAACAUGGUAUUCUCCCUGAAGGACUCAAGGGUGCACUUGGGGGCACUGUUCACACAGAACGAGUACUGGUGAAGAAGCUUGAUUCCGGUAAAGAUGGCGAGCACGGUGAAGUCACUGCCGAAGACCAGCAGAACGAUUCCAUGUACCUCUGCCAAGUCGGCGUUGGCACUCCUCCCCAGAAAAUGCUCCUCGAUUUCGACACAGGCUCCGCUGACACUUGGCUUUGUUCGACUCUCCAAGGCAAGUCCCAUCACUCGAAGCACAAUGUCUUCGACCCCAAGAAGUCGGAGACUUUCAAGAAACUUUCGGGGAAGACAUGGAAGAUCCAAUACGGCGAUGGCAGCACGGCUUCGGGAGACUGUGGCAGCGAUACGCUCAUCUUGGGCGGCCUGGUCAUCAAAGAGCAGACAAUUGAAUGUGCUAGCAAGCUAUCCCGACAAUUUGCCCAGAGCACUGGCGAUGGUCUCCUCGGCCUUGCCUGGAGUAAGAUCAACACAGUAAAAGAUUCUGGUGAAAAAGACCCUCAAGCUACGCCCGUCGAAAAUAUGAUCAAGCAGGAGGAUAUCCCCAAGGAAUCUGAGCUCUUCACUUCGGCCUUCUAUAGCUCGCGUGAUAAAGGGGCUGAAUCGUUUUACACCUUUGGCUAUAUUGACCAGGAUCUCGUCCAGAAGUCUGGCGAGGAAAUUCACUGGACUCAAAUCAACAACUCAGAGGGCUUUUGGUCAUUCUCUUCUGAGUCAUGCUCUAUCAAUGGCGAGAAGAUUGAUCUCACUGGCAAUACUGCUAUUGCUGAUACCGGAACUACACUGGCUCUCAUGGGAGACAAGGUGGUUGAAAAGCUGUACAGCCAGAUCCCCGGGGCGAAGUACGAUUGGCUUAGCCAAGGCUAUAUCUUCCCCGCGACCGUCAAGGGGGACGAUUUACCGGAAAUCAAGGUGGCCGUCGGCGACAAGGAAUACGUGAUCCAGAAGGAAGACCUGGCCUUCGCUCUCACGGACGACAAGAAGAGUUGGUAUGGAGGUAUCCAGAGCCGCGGCAUGAUGCCUUUUGAUAUCCUCGGCGAUACGUUCCUGAAGAGCGUCUACGCUGUCUGGGAUCAAGGUAACACGCGAUUCGGCCUGGUUCCGAAAAUCCAGCAGACACAGAGUCUCGAGCCACCACCUGAGGGUUCCGAAGGCGAAGGCGGCGGUGAAAAGGAGAGAGUCAACAGCAUCGACCUCAUUGAAAAGGAUGAGGUUUAA